CAAUAGCCAGGGCAGCGGGCGGGGGUGCAGGGUGGCGCAGGGGCGCCAACCCUCCGGGACUGCCCUGGCGUCUCCAGAAAUGAGAAGUAAAUCUCCAGGAGAGUGCUGGAGUCACCCGGGAGAUAAAUGUGAGGGCAUUCGUUCAAAGAAAUAUGAAACGUUGAAUCCGAUGUAUGUCGUAGGCCGGUGGGUUUUUAAAAGAUCUGUUCCAGUUGCCAGCACAAGCUCAGCAUAAAACAUGGGGAAGAAGAAGAAAAAAGAGAAUCUAGAACAACUGUACAAAGAAGCAAGAUCAUCUUUCCCAGAAGCUUUGCUGGCAUUUCAAAUUCAGGUAAAGGAAGAAGCAAUUGAUCGGCUUCUGUUAGAACUCAAGGAACUGGAAGAAAAGAAUGAAAAAUAUCGAGAAAGGAAUAAACAGCUGAAGGAGGAACAGCUGGGUUAUAUAAAGGAUCUACUAAAUGACCUCAAAAAACAUGAAAAACUGCUUGAGGAAAAGGAGGUUGUAACCAGAGAUGAUGUAGAGGAGGCAAUGAGGGAGCAAUGUCAGUAUAUUAGGGACCAAGAACAGCUUUUGAAAGAUCUGAACUCCCAGAUAAGUGAAUAUGAAGAGAAACUUUCAGUAAGGGAGAUCGAGAAGGAUUAUUGGCUGGAAUACAGAAAUGUGGGAAGUGGAGAUCAUGCCAAACAGAUCCAGAUCUUGGAAAAGGACAUCCAGGCACUCAAAGAUGACCUUAAUGAAAUGACAGAAUUCUAUAGAAGCACUUUGCAAAUGACAAAAGAUAAGAUUGACAGAAUGGUUGAGAAACAAAAGAGCCAAAAGAAGGAAUGGGCCACUGAGAAUGCUGUUCAACACAUUGACAAAAGCAGUUGCAGGGACAUUAAAGAACAUGAAUGGCUAAAAGAAGAGGUUGAAGUUUACAAAAAGGAAGUAAGUGAUUUGGAAGCCUCUGCUCAGCUGCUAGAAGAAGAAAAUAUAUAUAUGAUACAGAUACUGUCUGACCGCAGACUGCAAAAUCUUAGAAUAUCCAGGCCUUUAUUUCUUACCCAGGGAGCUGGCCUGCAGGCUGAAGAUGAAUUGCUUAGUGCAAAUUUGGAAGGACUAGCAUGCGGAGAGCAUUCAGGAAAGACAGAUGAUAGAAAUGAAUGUCCUAAGAGCAUGGAACUCCCUGGAGCAUGGAGCACGGAGAAGGCAGCAAUGUCAGAUACGCAGUCUGAGAUGGAGGACAGUUACGAGUAUCUGUGUGGAAUACCAAUGCCUCCGACUCUCGAUAGCUUGUUGUAUGAAGAUGAAAAGGAUUUCCAGGAAUACCUAAAAUUGGGCCCACUGGAGAUAAAACUGAUGAGUGCUGUGGGAAAAGCAAUGCCUAUUCAUUUGAAAGAAACACCAAGCAAAAGCCACUUGGAAGGCUGUUUUGGUAUCACUCAGCCAGAAAGUCACAUCACAUACCGGAUGAUCAAAUCAGUGUUUAGUUGAGAGCAAAAAGAGUGAACUCUUCUGCCAGCUGGUACAGCUCCUUUUCCUCCCAGAACAUCAACAUGACCUGUUCCUGACCAUCUUAGCAAUCCUUAGUCCAUCGUUGCUAUCCUCAUCACGGCAAUGGCAAGUUCAAACUCUGUACUGAAGGCAUAAUGCAUGGAAACCACCAACAGACUCUACUAAUAGUCCCCACCAAACAUUUAAUUCAAGACAUCAACUCCUGGAAUUAGGAAGAAACUACCAAGUCUGAGGAAGACAUACAUGCGAGUUCAGUUCUGAAAUCCUCCUCCCUGUGUUCAACCCGUCCAGGCUUUCCAGAAAAUAAAAUUAUACAUGGAAACUG
This is a messenger RNA of Gavialis gangeticus (Gharial), 1820 nucleotides long. RefSeq names its product coiled-coil domain containing 83 (gene CCDC83). The transcript is spliced from 12 exons. The coding region runs from base 239 to 1474 and encodes 411 amino acids. The record is from RefSeq and is a predicted model, not a curated record. NCBI's taxonomy places the organism in Eukaryota, Metazoa, Chordata, Crocodylia, Gavialidae.